Messenger RNA from Notechis scutatus (mainland tiger snake), 400 nucleotides. The record is from RefSeq and is a predicted model, not a curated record. NCBI's taxonomy places the organism in Eukaryota, Metazoa, Chordata, Lepidosauria, Squamata, Elapidae.
CAAUCAAAUCACAUGAAUACCUCUUUGUUAACCUUAUAUCGGAAAGGAAAUCCAGAUUCUUUACCAUCAUCUCCUAAAAAUGAUUUAAUGAUGUCUACCACUACUUCACAAACAGUGCCUAGAUCAGAUACUGUUUCUCCUCAAGCUCCAUCAGUGACCAAAAUUUCAGAAGGUGGAUGGUUUAUUGAUAAGACACCAGGCCCAAAGGAGGAAAACUUUUUUAUUGAUCUUUGUGCAGAAGAAGAAUGUGAUAACAUUAAGCAGAAAGCUAAGAAUGCUGGAAACAAUUCUAUUUUGGAGACCACAAGAAAGAAGUCCAAGGACAAAAAAUAUAAACGGAGAAAAGUUGAAUUUUCUAAUGUAGAUGAAGAAAUAGAGUCAGUUUUGAAGCAGCAGAAAG